AUGGCAAGCAUUGUACAACGGCCCCUGAACCGCCUUCGCAAGAGCGACUCCUACAAACCCCUUCACGAACGGUUUGGAGAUGUAUCAAUCUCAGCCCCGACUGAGGGGUCAUGGAAUCAACUCCAGAACCCUCGCCAAUCUUCUCACAGAGGUUAUGGUAAUAACCUCGCCAGAGGCAAUUCUACUAGGUCCUCACGGGAGCAUUACGAUACAGCCUCUGCUCCGGAGAAUACUACUGCCCCAGCUAGGCAAAAUUCCUUUUCCAUGAGCACACUGAACCCUCGUCGUCUUUCGAUGCGUUUGGCUCCACGGUCAAGACAUUCCACCGAGGAUCCAGACGAGAAGGAGCAUCUGCACCACCCCGAUCGAAGAACCGAGUUUGCCUACAAACCUAUCCAUCAAGACUACUCUACUGAGGUGGCUGAGAAAGCGGCUUCGCGGGUUCAUGAUUCGCCUCGUUUCCGAUAUAUCCCAGCCGAUGCACGGGCUGCAGCUGUCUCGCCUGGAAGCCACAGAUACUCAACGAAUUCGCAACAUAAUACGCAGUCCAACUACGCGGGGACCGAGGAGAGGGAAAAUCGACCCAGACGACAUCAUCGGGAUUCUCAUUAUGAGGACAAAUACAAUCACUACGUUGAACCCCACGAGAGAUCUCACCGGCCAUCUCGGACGGGAUACAGAACUAGUGGCGAGUAUAGCGAGUGGGCUAUGGCAGCACAAAUGAAUGCGACUUCAUCGGUGGAGAAGAAGAGAAUUCGUGCUGCGAAGCGCAUGACCAUGACAAUGGUACCUGAUGCGGAAGACAUUUAUGGAUAA
Messenger RNA from Aspergillus oryzae RIB40, 816 nucleotides. RefSeq lists its product as uncharacterized. The record is from RefSeq and is a predicted model, not a curated record. The transcript has a single exon. The coding region runs from base 1 to 816 and encodes 271 amino acids. NCBI's taxonomy places the organism in Eukaryota, Fungi, Ascomycota, Eurotiomycetes, Eurotiales, Aspergillaceae.